ACUGGGAGACAAGAUUAAAGAAAUAAAGAGCAUGGACAAACUAGGACGAGACUUAAAAAUCCAAAGUGCGAAGAAACCUGUCCCAGCCAGUUCGGGAAACUGGAGCGGCCCGUCAGCAAUUCGAAGACCGACCACCUUGACGGGCCAGAGAUUCAAAUUUCAGAAGUCGGCAAUAGCCCAGAGGAUACCAUCGAGACAGUCCAACCAGAGCAAAACGAGCCAGAUCCAGAAUCAGGCUUAUCGUCGUCGGCACUCGUACAACAGCAGCAGCACCAGCAGCAGAUCGAGGACUCAUUGAGUGACCAGCAAAUACAGCGGCACGGCACAUCCACUGAACAAAAACCUUACCCUGGUGGCCGCGAAAUUAUCCGGCAGGCGCUGUUAAAUAAGAACACAUCGGAGGAAUCCGCUGAAAUCAUGAUCGCGUCAGUGGAAAACUCAACUCUCAAGCAAUAUGAAUCUUCGUAUAAACUUUGGUGGGAAUUUAAUCAAGAGACCCAGUCUGACCCUUUCAGCAUCACAGCCAAAAAAGUGCUAUCUUUCUUGACGAAAAGAUUCCAAGAUGGUGCCAGCUACGGAACCAUCAACUCUGGAAAAGCGGCGCUAGCACUGAUAGCGAGAGAGGAAAUCUCUAACUCCGAUCUCAUCAACAGGUUUAUGCGAGGCGUAUACAAGAAGAGACCUGGCCGACCUAGGUACGACACAAUCUGGGAUGUAGACCCAGUGCUGGAUAAACUUGCGGAGUGGUAUCCCCUCGAACCUCUCAAACUAAAAAAGGUCACCAAAAAACUAGUACUACUCUUAGCACUAGGAACAGCACAUCGUAUUCAGACGCUAGCCGCUAUAAAAAUAAGUAACAUAAUAGAGACUCAAAAAGGUCUGGAAAUAAAGAUUCCGGAACACAUAAAAACAUCCAGGGCAGGAGCCGUUCAGCCCCUGCUAAAACUACCGUUCUUCGAACACAAACCUGGACUAUGCAUCGCAAGAACUUUGCUACAUUACUUAACAAUAACUAAAGACUUAAGAGGAAAAGAAGACUACUUGCUGAUAUCUUUCCAAAAACCACAUGCAAAAGUCUCAAGAGACACCAUUGGGCGAUGGAUAAAAAGUACGCUUAAAGAACUCGGAGUAGACGAGCGAUAUACUGCCCACAGUACACGACAUGCUGCGACGUCGAAGGCGGCCGAGAAAGGUGUCAACAUAGACGAAAUAAAAAGAAUCGCGGGAUGGUCCCAGAAAUCGAAGGUCUUCGCGGAUUUCUACAACCUCCCGAUCAAGAUCCAAGACGACGACUUCGCGAAGAGGGUCAUGUUGACAUAAAAACAAAAAAUUUUUAAUAGACUCUAAAAGUCCACAUUGUAAUCUCAAAGGGCGAGACAUGAAGUAUAAUUGAACCAUCAAGCGAGGCCGCCGAAGGCGGCCGAAGCUCGAUGAUAAUUAUACGAAUGUCUCGCCCGAGAGAUUACCCACCCAAUAAAGGUUGUGAACCAUUUGAGGUCA
This is a messenger RNA of Neodiprion virginianus, 1500 nucleotides long. RefSeq lists its product as uncharacterized. The transcript has 2 exons. Gene Ontology annotation, biological process: DNA integration; DNA recombination. Gene Ontology annotation, molecular function: DNA binding. The record is from RefSeq and is a predicted model, not a curated record. The coding region runs from base 418 to 1320 and encodes 300 amino acids. NCBI's taxonomy places the organism in Eukaryota, Metazoa, Arthropoda, Insecta, Hymenoptera, Diprionidae.